This is a messenger RNA of Solea senegalensis (Senegalese sole), 8713 nucleotides long. RefSeq names its product capicua transcriptional repressor a (gene cica). Bases 507 to 7997 code for a protein of 2496 amino acids. Gene Ontology annotation, biological process: regulation of transcription by RNA polymerase II. Gene Ontology annotation, cellular component: nucleus. The record is from RefSeq and is a predicted model, not a curated record. Lineage: Eukaryota; Metazoa; Chordata; Actinopteri; Pleuronectiformes; Soleidae. Gene Ontology annotation, molecular function: DNA-binding transcription factor activity, RNA polymerase II-specific; RNA polymerase II transcription regulatory region sequence-specific DNA binding. The transcript is spliced from 22 exons.
CUCCCCGUGCUCGCCUCCUCAUUGGCUACUGUACGCGUUCGUGCUCCACGAUUGGCCGCGCGGCCUGGUUGUCAAGGCUUUCGGGGGCUUCAUUCACCAUUUUGCGACUGUAGAGUAGAAUAUAUAGGGCAGUAGUUUUUUCCCCUCUCCUCCGUUUUUAAGUUGGAGAAACAUGAACGGCGUACGCUGGAAGUGUUGAAGCAGCAGCAGGCCCUAUUUGACCCGGCGGACUCGGCGGAGGAGCGAACACACCCGGUACUGCUGCUGCUGCUGCUACUGAACCAAAGCUCCGAGUCUCUGGAAUAAAGUGGACAAGUGCCGAAGUCGCUCGCGACAAAGACAAGACAGGAUGAGAGAGAGGGGCCUUGGCAGAGGAUAAUCAAAAGAAAGGAAAAGGAGGGGGAAGAAGAAAAAACUGAGCAGAGCAAAGAGAGGAUCGCCAAGGAGAAUCUUUGAAAUAAAUAAAUAAAACGACUUGUUUGGGCAAACGCAGGCUAGAUGAAAAGAUGAAGCCGAUUAAAAAGCAGGGAAGAUGCUCUCCUCCCUCGACCCGGGCCAAAGGAGGGAAGCGUCGUGGAGCAGGUGAUGCCCCAGAAGGAGGUGAGAAGAGAGACUCUGAUGAGAGCAGAGACAGAAGCAGAUCCCCACAAAAUACAACUCCAUCCUCUUUUUCUCCUAAUUCACACUCAGAGUCCUACCAGGUGGACCCAAUCAGAGGACAGGAUGCUGCAGAGAGGGAAGGUCUCCACAGAGAGCGGCUGUUAGAGACAACAGCCUCGCUUGUGAUGGAGUCUGAGAAACUGUUGACACCCUUAGAUGAUCGAUCAGGGAGGUCCGCUGUGAGUGUUGGCAGCCACAGUGACAGCAGUGGUAGCAGCUGCAGUAACAGUAGUACACCAAGUGCCAACAACAGCCCAAACCCCGCCUCCAGCCGCAAAACAGCCACCUUCAAGGCCCGUGUUCCCAAGAAGAAGUACACCUCUGAACACUGCUUGUCUACUUCUGCUGGAAAUCAUAGCAACUCUGCCUGCAGCACACCCCCUCCUCUUACUUUGAGCACUGGGGUUUUCAACCACGGGUCAAACAGUUUAGUUGGUGACAUUGGCAACUCGCAACAUGAUGGCGGUGGUCAGAGUAGAACCCUGAUGGAUGACUUCCACAGCAGAACACCUGGCAGAGAGGAGACUCAUAACAGCUCCCCAGGACCCCCCACUCUGUCACUGGGAGUGGAGAGAGAGAGAUCGGCAGGAGGUGAGGGAGUGAGAGAAGAGAGAGUGUCCCCCCCUCUGCCCCGCUGUUCCUCAACAGACACGGCCAGCGAGCACUCAGCUGACCUGGAGGUGGCCGGUGACACACAUGCCAUCACACAGAUGUCUGCGCAUGCACCAUCCAGUCUCCCUGAUGCUCUGUCAGACGCCUUGGCAAAAGGGCUGAAAAAUCAACGCGUCCUUGCCCGCCAACUCAGGAGAAGAAGUGACGAAGAAGGAGGUGAAAGGAGGAAUGAUGGGGGGAUUUCAGGCUUGGUAUUCCGAGCUGGGGUUGUCCGUAAGGUUAGCGGUGAAUUUGGAAGCCUGGAGGUGCAACUGAACGGAGAGAAGAUGCUGUGUCGCUAUCCAUAUCGACACAAUAGCCCGCCAGGAGUGGUGGACAUUAUCCUUGAUGCCCCACCACCUGGUGUGCAUCCUAUACCUAUUGGCACCCAUGUUUGCGUACCAUUUGGCAAUGAGGAAGGCUGUGAAGGUCAGUGGCAGUUGUACCGAGAAGGUGUUGUGACCCAGGUAGACACACACCCUGCAGUGGCCAACCGUUACCGUGUCCUGCUGUCUGAGGAAAGACCACUCUCUGUGGACGAGGAAGAAGAUGGCAGAGGGACAGUUGGCGGUACCCAGGCAGUGUGGGUCUCCCGACAAACACUCCGUCUUCUGGUGCCACCAUGGGACCUGGGUCUGCCAUCUGGAGGAGGACGAGAGGUGGAGGAGAGAGUCAGAGAAAAAGAAAGGGAGCGGGAGGACAGGGAGGAGGUGGAUGUGGAGCAGGAAGUGUGUCGUUUGAGCCGAGGGAUGACCCCAGGAGUGGGGCCAGUGUUGGGGAGAGGGAUGCCUUACCCAGGCAUGGUCCCUGUUUCAUCCACAUCAGCUCACAGUAUUACCUCCCCUGUAACUCCUGCAUCAGUCCUCAGCCUGGUACCUGGCCGGGAGUGGGAAAUUGAGAAAGAUUUGGAGAGGGAGCGAGACCGCCACAGAAAACAGGAAAGAGAGAGGGAACGAGAGCGAGAACGGGAGAACAGUAUAAAACAACAGCAUCACCAACAGCAGCAGCAGCAUCACCCUUACAUGCCACUUACUCCUGAAGAAGACAUGGAGGUGUCACACUUCAACAUGGUCCCAAUGGGGCCACUCAUACCUGGGGCCAAACCAGUCGCAGUUCCUCAACACCGCCACAUUGUUUCUAAGCCCCCGCCUGGCUACCUCAAUCCCCACCUGUCUGUAGUGCGGGGUAUUGGGAUUCCUUCUACCCAGCUGGCCUUGAACCCCCAUCCUCCUCCUUCCCCUGUGCUGUUAGGGCUUGACCCAGCAACUGCAGCAGCUGCAGCAGCUGGUGUUGUCAUCACGACCCCCCAGCUCCCGCCUCUCCCUCCCAUGUCCUCCUCCAAUACAUCCUCCUCCAGAGCUGAGAAGGCAUCAGGAGGAGGUUCUAACAAUGGAGGAGCAGGUGGUGGGGGAUCCGGAUCAGGUUCCACCUCCUCUUCCUCCUCACGUUCCCGCACCCCACUGACAGCAGCCCAGCAAAAGUACAAGAAGGGAGAUGUGGUUUGCACGCCAACAGGUAUUCGCAAGAAGUUCAAUGGUAAGCAGUGGAGGAGACUUUGCUCACGGGAGGGCUGUUCUAAAGAGUCUCAGCGCCGAGGAUACUGUUCCAGACACCUGUCAAUGAGGACCAAGGAGAUGGAAGCCAGUGGAGGAAGUCGGGAUCGAGGUGGAGCCAGCAGCACAGGGACUCUUACGCCGUCUGACCUCCGACUGAGUGGCGGAAGAGCGAGUUCAGAUUUUGACUGGGAUGAGACUUCACGGGAAAGCAGCGAGGCCAGCAGUCGGGGAGGAGACUCACGCCCCCGCCUAGUUCUUCCAUCUUUGCUCCCCCAUGACCUCUCUCGCUUUGACUUUGACGAGUGUGAGGCAGCGACCAUGCUGGUUUCCCUGGGAGGCUCCCGCUCAGUCACACCUUCAUACUCCCCCAUCUCAAACCAGUCACCCUUUUCCCCUACACCAUCGCCCUCACCUUCUCCGCACUUUACCUUCCGCCCUGCCAAUUUCAGCCCCAUAAAUCCUCCCUCACUUACUCCACGUCGCAAUCGCCAGCUUAGUGGCACAAAGAUGGGUACACCAGGUGCUGAGCGAGAGCGCCACCUUUCAGGGAUUGUCCCCACUUUUCAGACCAACCUCACUUUUACAGUCCCCAUGAGCCCCAGCAAGAGAAAGCUCGACACACACCCACCACCUCCACUGCCUACAGUCCAGGACUACCAAACCAAACCUGAGCAACAACAGCUAGUGGGUGUAGCUGGAGGUGUGGUGGGAGAACCACCCCUGGGCCACAGCCCUGCUGCCUUCAGAGUCCUGUCCCCCCAGAGUCAGCCAACUACUCCCUCCUCACUGUCCUUCCCACGAUCCCGUAGUGCCACCAGCAGGCCACCAUCCUCUGCUGCCUCUACACCUCCACCCAUGUUGGUCUCUCCCACUCCUCCCUCCCCGCUGCCUCAGGAACCCUCACCACGCCGCAUUGUUCCCCUCCGUGAUUCCCCAGUCAUUGUCCGCAACCCAGAUGUUCCCUUGGCCAAGUUCUCUGAUGGCCCAUUAGGGAGGAGAGAGAGAAGCAGGUCGAGGGAACACAGCCAGUCUCAGCACGCAGCUCCCCCAGGCCUGCAGGCUCCCGUCCCCAUUAACGGGGCAACCACACUCGUCCUGGUCACCUCCAGCUCGUCUCUGACUCCAGCCACAGUGGGCCACACUUCCCUGUCCAGCCCCUCCACCCUAGGUUCCAUGGCCAUGUCAUCUGGAUCAGUCCUUUCCUCCUCUGGUUCUGGAGGCAGAGAGAGGGAGAGGAAACCUGAGGGACCCCAGGACACCUCUGGGGGAGCGCUGCCACAGCCGGUCGCCUGUCACCCCACACCCACCGCCCUGCUGCCGCUCAUACUGCCAGCUGAGUCGGCUCACCCUGCUCCACGCAAGCAAAUCAUCAUGGGUCGCCCAGGAACUGUUUGGACCAACGUGGAGCCUCGGUCAGUGCCAGUGUUCCCUUGGCAUUCACUCGUCCCUUUCCUGGAACCCAGCCAAUCAGGAGCGGCUGCCCAGCCUGCUGAUGGCCAGCAGCUUGUCAGUCAGAACAAAGAGCCUCCACAGGACCUAGAGAGGGGAUCGCCUUCAUGUCCUCCCUCGACUAAUGACAAUCCUUCUACAGACAGAGGUGGCGCUGACAGCGAGACGGAGAGUGACACAGAUGACCCUUUCUCCCCGGGUGUGGCAAAUGAAGCAGCGCCCUCCACUGGCCCCAUCAAGAGACGCACACAGUCCCUCAGCGCCCUGCCCAAGGACGGAGACAGGAAGAGGGAAAAGGACCACAUCCGCCGCCCCAUGAAUGCCUUCAUGAUUUUCAGUAAACGUCAUCGUGCCCUGGUGCACCAGCGACAUCCCAACCAGGACAACCGCACAGUCAGCAAGAUCCUCGGGGAGUGGUGGUACGCGCUGGGGCCCAACGAGAAGCAGCAGUACCACGAUCUGGCCUUCCAGGUGAAGGAGGCCCACUUCAGAGCCCAUCCAGACUGGAAGUGGUGCAAUAAAGACCGCAGGAAGUCGCUGUCAGAGGGUCGCGGGACCCCAAAGGACCAGCGGGAGAGGAGCAUGUCUGAGAGCAUUGAUCCCCUGACAGAGUCCCAGACGGUAGAGGAGAAGGAGGGAGGCCCGGGCUGGCCGGGGGGUUCUGAGCGUCGUGGGGGACAGUUUGCGGGGCAUCUAUCACGUCCCAGAGCCUAUUCCCAGAGUGCUGUACACACCCUCGAGCAGAGGCAGAGGGAGAGAGACUUGGAAAAGGAGGAGGGGGCAAAUUUGUUUCGCAGCCGGGCCCCGCCCCAGUCUCUGUACCAGGGUGGGGCCAGUGAGGACAUGACCAGUGAUGAAGAGCACAUGGUCAUCUGCGAGGAAGAGGGAGACGAUGAUGUGAUGGAAGAUUCAUGUCCUGAAGGCUCCAUCGACCUCAAGUGUAAAGAGAGAGUGACAGACAGUGAUGAGGACGAACCAGAUGGACAGCAUGGCUUACAGCCAGUGUCCCGGCCCUCCCUCUCCUCCUCUUCUCCCUCCAUCCCUCACUCCGACUCCACCUCAUCUCAAGGAAACAGCGCAGCAGGAGGUGGAGGAGGUGCUGAAGAUGGUUCUGAAAGAAAGAGAGGCACAGAUGGAGGAGAGGAGGGGAGAGAGGGAGGACCCAAGAGAGAAGAGACAGCCGCAGGUAGAGGAGAGGGAGGUUGUGGAGGACAGGGAGUCUCCUCAUUGACAUCCAGCGCUGCAGCUCCCAUCACUUUAGCCCAGCAGAGUCUGACCCAGGUCCACAGCACUAUCCGCAUGGCUCCCACAAUGGUGACCAAUGUGGUACGACCCAUUGCCAGCACACCUAUCCCCAUUGCCAGCAAGCCAGUGGAGGGAGCCGUCACCCUCAGCGCCAUACCCCAGGACAAGAAAGCCACUAUCCUGAUUGGAGGAGGUGGAGCUCAGCAACUGCCAAUCACCGUAGGGGGUGGGUACCUGUCCUCGUCCUCCUCUCCUGGUCCAGUCAGUGUAACUCCUGUGGGUGGUAGCAGCCUGGUCACUAACCUAGUUCUGGGAGGGUCCUUUCCUCCUGCCCACCCUGUGCAGGUCCUCAACCCACAACCCACUCAGCCACACACACAGAUCCCCCUCCCCGUCCUCCAGCCCCAGCUCCACCCCUCCGGCUCCAAGCCACUAACGCAGGUCCAGUACAUCCUGCCCACCGAGAGCCCCUCCUCCCCUCUACUCACCCACCAGCAAAUCCUCUCCCUGCCCAACAAUGCCGCCCUGGCUAAUGGCGUGCACUCGGGGGCGGGAAUCAGAGUCAGCCCCGGGACCAGAGUCCAAACCCAGUCGCCGGUCUUGCAGAGCAAGAUGUUGGUUCCCAUGGCAACAGUAAGAACAGGGUCUACUUCUCCUCAUCCUUCCAUCUCCCUCGUGGCACCGCCUCUUCCUGUGCAGAACGGCCCCACAACAGGAAACAAGAUCAUCCAGAUCGCUCCCAUGCCUGUGGUCCAGACCAAUGUUCACUCCAGCAGCACAGCAACAGUGCAUCCGGGUAGCCCCUUUCCUGUUUCCCUGGCAACGAUGGUGGCUCCGGGAGCCGUUCCCCCACAGACCGUUCUUCUGACCUCCCCACCCACCAGGAUCACAUACGUCCAGUCCGGCCCUGGGGUUACCACAGCAACGCCCCAACAGGCCACACCCACUCAGGGCCCUGCGUAUCUCCCAGCAACUCUGGGCUUCACUGCCAUCGCCCCAGGCGGGCAAACUCUGGUCCAGCCGAUCGUUGGUCAGUCACCACUGCUUGCUCCGGCUCCACCGCUGAGCUGUCAAUCACAGAUUUCCCCUGGCCAGACCGCAGCAACCGCUGGCCGUCAGGUACUAACUGCCAUUUACCCAGCACCGACUGUUGCACUCGCCUCUGGCGUGGUCUCCAUUACCACCGUACCACCUGCAGUCGGAGCUCCAGCUUCAGCCCAAGAUGUCACCAACCCGUCUUCUCCGUUAGCAACGGAGGUGCAGAGCUCAGCGAUGGCUAUAUCUCUGCCCAGCAUGGCAGUGGACGUGAAGCCAAAGGUGGAGGUGAAGAGGGAGAAUCAGGUGGAUGCUGAAACGGAUGAGGACGGAGGGCAGGAGACUUUGGGGGCCACACGUAUGAACAACAUUGUUACAGUAAAAAAAGAGGAGGACGUCAUUGGGCUAUACAUCAAGGAGGAAAAUAUGAGAGACGGCUACAGCAAAGAGAAACCAAGUGAAAUGAAUGCAGAGCGAGAGAGAGGGAUGAAGGAGAUGGGUGAAAAGAAGAAAGGCAGAGAGAUGGACAGAGAGGACCACGGCAUCGGAGACAGUAGCAGCAGCAGCAGCAAAGAGGCUGGACCUUGUUCUCCUCCUACACUACCCUCAGGUUUGGACCCCCUUCCUCCUCCUCCCAGUGCAGAGAGAGACCCCCCCUCUUCCUCGAAGAAGACCAAGUUUCGUCCCCCGCCGCUCAAAAAGACUCCAGACUCCCAUGACAAGGUCUUGUCGGAGACGUACUUCGAGGAGCGCUUAGCUGAACUUCCAGAGUUUAAUCCAGAGGAGGUUCUUCCCUCGCCCACUCUGCAGAGUCUGGCCACCUCGCCCAGAGCCAUCCUGGGAAGCUACCGCAAGAAGAGACGCAACUCCACCGAGCUGGAGCUGACGGCUGACGACCCCAGCUCCCCGAGGAGAAAGACUCGACGUCUGUCCAGCUGCAGCUCGGAGCCCAACACCCCCAAGAGCGCCGCCAAGUGUGAGGGAGACAUCUUUACCUUUGACAGAGCAGGCACGGAGGGGGAGGAUCUUUUAGGAGACUUGGACAGGGUUCCUUACUCGUCUCUGCGCCGAACUCUGGAUCAGCGGCGGGCUCUGGUCAUGCAGUUGUUUCAGGAACAUGGCUUCUUUCCAUCAGCUCAGGCCACCGCUGCCUUUCAGGCUCGCUACUCUGACACGUUCCCCACCAAAAUGUGUCUGCAGCUGAAGAUCCGUGAGGUGCGUCAGAAGAUCAUGCAGACAGCGACGCCCGGAACCCUUGAGCUUGGAGUCUCGGCUGAAGCGGCGAACGCCGCCUCGUCCCUCAGCUCCUCUUUCAAUCAAUCAGCCAAGGAGGAUGGAGGGGCGGAGCAACAUGGAGACAGAAGCCGGAGCCCAGAGGAGCCGAAAAGCGAAGGAUCAUAAAGCUGGAGAGGAUGACGGAGUCGAAAUAUCAAAGACAAGAAGACCCAGAGAGAAAGAGGAGUGUGUCAUUCCCUCAGAAUGUUCCUGUAUGUGUUGAAGCAGUUUGAAGGAUGACUGACUCCAGCACGACCUGUUCUACUAAUCUCCACCAGACCUGGGCAGAAACAUAUUUGAAUAUCGUCACAAACAUUAAACAUUCAAGCGACUCGAGGUGCUUGAAAUCAACGCCUCAAAACUGGACAAAAUCACGUAAAUGUCCUGAUGAGUCAAGUUCUUCUUGUCAUGUCGUCGUUUUGCCCCCCCUUUCUUUUCUCUCAAAUAGCCCAGGUCUGCUCUCAGCACAUUUGUACAGUAGUUUGUAGUUUGACACACAAACUCCCUGGUGCACACACACAAACCAUGAUAAUCUCCAGCACGCACACACACGCACACACACGCACACACACAUCCUUACCAAAUCAGACUGUUACUCUUGGUGGGACGAUCCCCAGGAUCAUCGACACACAAAGGCACUUUGUCACUUAUUAUUGUGCAGAUGCAGUUUGCUGUUGCCAGCCAACCAGCCCUCAGAUGCCAUUGACUCGACCUCCUUCUCGCUCCUUCCACUCCUCAGCACAGUGGUCGGGACGCAAACACAACCCCAACGACCUCCACUGCUAUUCCACAGCCCCUCAAUGCUGCAAGACAGACAGCACACACACACACACACACACACA